Nymphaea colorata (pocket water lily) is the source of this 2884-nucleotide messenger RNA. Its product is annotated as sucrose synthase 2-like. Bases 137 to 2584 code for a protein of 815 amino acids. The transcript is spliced from 15 exons. Gene Ontology annotation, biological process: sucrose metabolic process. Gene Ontology annotation, molecular function: sucrose synthase activity. The record is from RefSeq and is a predicted model, not a curated record. Lineage: Eukaryota; Viridiplantae; Streptophyta; Magnoliopsida; Nymphaeales; Nymphaeaceae.
CGCUUCACGACGCAAACGUCUCUGUGAGCUAGAGAGGGAGGGAGAGAGUCUAGGUCCAUGCGGGAAGCAAUCUUCGAAUCAGCCUCUUUCAUUGCUGCGGAAGAAAAGGUGUUCUCCCCCCUGGCCUUUUCAGUUGAUGAGCAAGAAAGCGGUGAUGGCGGAACGGGGAUUGACGCGCUCGUUAAGCACGAAGGAGCAGGUCGAGGAUUCCCUCUUCGCCUACAGGAACGAGUUGGCUUGCCUCCUUUCUAGGUAUGUCGAUCAGGGAAAGUGUAUGCUGCAGAGUCAUCACCUGGUAGAUGAGCUUAAUAAGAUGAUUUCUGAGGAUGAUAGCUUAGGUCGCCUUAAGGAUGGACCUUUCCGAGAUGUAUUGAAUCUCACACAGGAAGCAAUAGUUUUACCCCCCUAUGUAACAAUGGCGGUGAGGCCAAGGCCUGGAGUUUGGGAAUUUGUCUCCGUAAAUGUUUAUGAGCUUACUGUGGAGCAGUUGAAUGUAACUGAAUAUUUGAAGUCGAGAGAAAGGCUUGUGGAUGAGCGAAUCAGUAAUCGUUUUGUUCUUGAGCUGGACUUUGGACCAUUUGCUGCUUCAUUUCCUCGUCCGAAUCACUCAUCAUGGAUAGGGAAUGGUGUGCAAUUUCUUAAUCGUCAUCUUUCAUCAAGAAUGUUCCGUGAUUCAGGAAGUCUCGAGCCUCUCCUCGAAUUCCUUCGAUCUCAUGAGUACAAGGGACAUGUCAUUAUGAUUAAUGAGAGAAUAAGGAGUUUGUCCUCGCUUCAAACUGCACUGUCCAAGGCAGAGGACUACCUAUCUAAGCUCCCAUCUGAUGUACCAUAUUCUGAGUUUGAGUACAAAUUUCAAGAAAUGGGACUUGAGAGGGGUUGGGGUGAUCAAACUCAGAAUGUCCUGGAGAUGGUUCGAUUACUCUUAGAUAUCCUACAGGCACCUGAUCCUUCUACGCUGGAGACAUUCUUGGGAAGGAUUCCGAUGGUGUUUAAUGUUGUGAUCCUUUCACCACAUGGAUACUUCGGUCAAGUGAAUGUUCUAGGCUUACCAGACACAGGUGGACAGGUUGUUUAUAUACUGGAUCAAGUUCGUGCUUUAGAGAAUGAGAUGCUUCUUCGAAUACAAAAGCAAGGUCUGAAUAUUAGUCCUCGUAUCCUUGUGGUGACGCGGUUGAUACCUGAUUCCAAACGGACAACAUGUAGUCAACGUCUGGAAAGAAUAAGUGGGACCCAACAUUCACAUAUUCUGCGAGUACCUUUCAGGACAGAGAACGGGAUCCUUCAUAAAUGGAUCUCAAGGUUUGAGAUAUGGCCUUAUUUGGAGCAAUUUGCAGUGGAUGCUGCCAGUGAAAUUUCUGCUGAAUUACAACGUAAACCAGAUUUUAUUAUUGGCAACUAUAGUGAUGGAAAUCUUGUUGCAUCUCUGUUAGCAUAUGAACUUGGAGUUACACAGUGCAAUAUUGCACAUGCAUUGGAAAAAACAAAAUAUCCAGAUUCAGACAUAUAUUGGAGAAAGUAUGAAGAAAAAUACCAUUUUUCAUGUCAAUUUACUGCUGAUCUAAUUGCUAUGAACCACGCAGACUUUAUUAUAACCAGCACAUAUCAGGAGAUUGCAGGAAGCAAAGAAUCCAUUGGACAGUACGAGAGCCACUCUGCCUUCACUCUUCCUGGCUUAUACAGAGUUGUCAAUGGGAUUGAUGUUUUUGAUCCUAAGUUCAAUAUUGUAUCCCCUGGUUGUGAUGCAAGCAUUUAUUUUCCAUAUACAGAAACACAUAAACGGUUAACUUCGCUUCAUCCAUCAAUCCAAAAGAUGUUAUUUAGUCCAGAGCAAGAUGAUGAAUCUAUUGGGUGGUUGAUCGAUCAGUCAAAACCAAUAAUCUUUUCCAUGGCAAGGCUUGACAGAGUAAAGAACAUUACAGGUCUAGUAGAAUGGUAUGGCAAGAGUACUAAAUUAAGAGAGCUCGUUAACCUUGUCGUAGUAGCUGGUUUUCAAGCUGCACAGAAGUUCAAUGACAAGGAAGAAAUGGAAGAGAUUGCGAAGAUGCAUUGGCUUAUAGAAAAGUAUAAAUUGAAUGGGCAGAUGUGCUGGAUAUCCUCUCAACUGAACAGGGCACGGAAUGGUGAACUAUAUCGUUAUAUAGCUGAUACAAGGGGUGCUUUUGUACAGCCUGCCUUUUAUGAAGGAUUUGGGCUUACUGUGGUAGAGGCCAUGACAUCUGGCCUGCCAACUUUUGCUACUUGUCAUGGAGGACCUGCUGAGACUAUAGAACAUGGGAUAUCAGGUUUUCAUGUGGAUCCCUAUCAUCCUGAUGCUGCUACUGAAAUCAUGGUCAGUUUCUUUGAGGAAUGCAAGACCAAUCCUGGAUAUUGGGAGAAAAUCUCUGCUGGUGCAUUACAACGCAUCUAUGAAAGGUUUACGUGGAAGAAUUACUCCCAGAGAUUGCUGACGUUGGCUGGAGUCUAUGGAUUUUGGAAGCAUGUUUCCAAUCUUGAAAGGCGUGAGACUCGGCGGUACCUUGAGAUGUUUUACAUCCUUAAGUUUAGAGAGCUUGUGAAUACAGUUCCACUUGCAACUGAUGUAUGAGCAUGCACACUGCCCAAUGGGAUGUCGAUGUUGCCUAUGUUCUGCGUCACAUUUUGCUGUCAAGGAAUCGGCACUGAUCCUGUUCAUCCAUCAGAGGAGUUGGUAGCAACUUCUUGUUGACAGCAACAAUGUCAAUCUAGGUUGUUGGGAUGUGUAAACUCGUCAGUAUUAUGUGUGAUAUUGGAAUUUAUGAUACUGUUAAGUUCCGGUAAAAGUUACGUGUGGUGUCGCCUCUCUACAAGCUCCUUUGGAAAUAUUGACUGCCAUGGUGUUAAAAGACUGCUGCUACUCGCAGCUUCU